AUGCCUAAAGAUUCAUCGAAUGCUGCCAUGCGCCGUUUAAGCGCAUCCGAGAACACUGCUCAGUGGUCGACAUCGAGCUUAUUGACGCUUGUCUCAUUAUGUAUCGUUUUAUUCGCAUCGUUUUUUGCAUUAAUCAUGAAAAUGCAACAGCCUGGAUGUACACGCACACCGUACAAUGCGUCACAACUUGGUGAAGUGAUCAAACUUUCGGAUGGCUCACGCGUAUAUGAAGUGGUUGUUGUAACCGAUCUAGACCAUGAUAGUAAGGACCCAACAAAAAAGAACGAUUGGCAUAGUUAUUUGAAGAAAGGUGUACUCACAAUAGAUAAAGAGCUCACGAAAGCUAGUGUCGUAUGGCAGGAUGGUCAAGAAGUAAUGUUACAUUCGUCGAUAGCUGCUGGUGGCAGGUCGAUGGAAUUAUCGGAUUUGACUGUGUUUCAUGGUAAUCUGCUAUCGAUUGAUGAUAGAACCGGUAUCGUUUAUAAAAUCAUCGGUGAUAAAGCAAUCCCUUGGGUAUUGUUGGUUGAUGGUGCUGGUAACGAAACAAAAGGAUUUAAAGGCGAAUGGUUAACGGUUAAAGAUGGGGAGUUAUGGGCUGGUGGUUUAGGUAAAGAGUGGACCACCACUGAAGGUGUUUUUGUUGGUAUCAACCCCAUGUGGGUUAAGCGUGUAACAGUUGAUGGUUGUGUGCAUCACAUCAAUUGGGAGCAACCUUAUAAACGACUCCGCGAAUCGGUGGGUAUUCAUUAUCCAGGCUAUAUGAUCCACGAAUCUGCACAGUGGUCCAAAGUUCAUCAUAAAUGGUUCUUUAUGCCAAGAAGAGCAAGUCAGCAAAAGUACACCGAAGCUGAGGAUGAAAACAGAGGUCAUUUAAUGAAAUACUUAAUGCAUUUAUUGGCUCAUUCUUCAUCGAGAAUUGCGUUGCAUCUCGUUUCUCAAUUUCUUGAGCGUGAUCGAAUUGCAGGAACGAAUUAUUUAUUGAUAGCAUCAGAAGAUUUCUCGAAUGUUGAAGCUCGACGAAUUGGUGAAGAGAAUGGACCGCGCGGUUUCUCAGCAUUUCAGUUCGUACCAGAAACAGAUGAUCGAAUUAUUGUUGCACUGAAAUCGGAAGAAAAAGAUGGCAUACCAUUUGGAAGUUAUAUAACAGUAUUCGAUGUGAAAUCAGGACACAUUCUAUUGGGUGAACAACCGUUGAAAGGGAGUUAUAAAUACGAAGGGAUCGCAUUCGUUUGA
This is a messenger RNA of Anisakis simplex (herring worm), 1233 nucleotides long. NCBI's taxonomy places the organism in Eukaryota, Metazoa, Nematoda, Chromadorea, Rhabditida, Anisakidae. The record is from the annotation of a GenBank genome assembly.